CCCGACCUCCUCCAUCCUCUCCAGCCCGGCGGCGGUGACUCGGGGUCUGGACGCUGAUGCCACGGGACGGGCGGGUAUGGAGGCGGCGCGCUGCGCACCGGGACCCGGCGCGGACAGUGCCUUUGAAGAUGAGACACUGAGGCUUCGACAGCUGAGGCUGGACAAUCAGAGGGCGCUGCUGGAGAAGAAGCAGAGAAAGAAACGCCUUGAGCCACUUAUGGUACAACCAAACCCAGAAGCCAGGCUGCGGCGGUUAAAGCCACGAGGUGGUGAGGAGCACACGCCUCUGGUGGACCCUCAGACGCCUCGCAGCGAUGUCAUCCUACAUGGCAUUGAUGGUCCAGCUGCUUUCCUUAAGCCAGAGGCUCAGGAUUUGGAAAACAAGCCUCAAGUUCUCUCAGUGGGCUCCCCUGCUCCAGAAGAGGGCACUGAAGGAGGUGCAGAUCGGGAAAGCCCUGUGGAGACUUCCCCGAAGCCAGACCUUCAGGAGAUUCUCCAAAAACACGGCAUCUUGGGUAGCGUGAACUACGAUGAGGAGACUGACAAUGAGGGAGAGGAAGGGGACAAUCUCAGCUCCCCGUCAGCUCAGUCAGAAAGAGAGAGUUCCGCAGCCGGCCAGGAAGCGGCCUCGGAGACAGGGGCUUCCGGUGUCACAGCCCAGCAAGGGGAUGCCCAGCUUGGAGAAGUGGAGAAUUUAGAGGACUUCGCAUACAGCCCUGCCCCUCGGGGUGUCACAGUGAAGUGUCGGGUAACCAGGGAUAAGAAGGGCAUGGACCGUGGCCUCUUCCCCACCUACUAUAUGCACCUGGAGAAGGAGGAGAAUCGCAAGAUAUUUCUUCUUGCUGGUAGGAAGCGGAAAAAGAGCAAAACAUCCAACUACCUGGUCUCCACAGACCCGACAGAUUUGUCUCGUGAAGGGGAAAGUUACAUUGGCAAACUCAGAUCCAAUCUCAUGGGGACCAAGUUCACAGUGUAUGACCAUGGUGUCAACCCAGUCAAGGCCCAGGGUCUGGUGGAAAAGGCCCACACCCGCCAGGAGCUGGCCGCCAUCUGCUAUGAAACCAAUGUACUGGGUUUUAAAGGUCCUAGGAAAAUGUCUGUGAUCAUUCCGGGGAUGAAUAUGAAUCAUGAACGCAUCCCAUUUCGGCCGCGAAAUGAACAUGAGAGCUUGCUUUCAAAGUGGCAAAACAAAUCCAUGGAGAACCUGAUUGAGCUGCACAACAAGGCCCCGGUGUGGAGUGACGACACCCAGUCCUAUGUCCUCAACUUCCACGGCAGGGUCACUCAGGCGUCAGUGAAGAACUUUCAGAUAGUCCAUGGCAAUGACCCUGACUACAUAGUCAUGCAGUUUGGACGUGUGGCUGAUGAUGUGUUCACACUGGACUAUAACUACCCGCUGUGUGCACUUCAAGCCUUCGCCAUCGGGCUGUCCAGCUUUGACAGCAAGCUGGCGUGUGAAUGAGGAGCAGCAAGGAGGAAACUUCCACACCACAGAGCCUUCAGGAGCAGAAAGCGGCUGCCGUUGACCUGCCCCAGCACAAGAAGAGCAGCAACAGUCUGCUCCUUUCGGGGAUGAUCGAGUGCGUGCGUGCGUGCGUGUUUAUACACGUGGACGCAUGCUUGCACACACUCGUUCAUGCCUUCUCUGAGCUUCAGAGACCACAUGUGGUCUUCAGAGGGGGAGAGAUGGCUUAAAGCGCAGGGAAGUGGACACCUGGGCACACUGGUGACUCCUGACUGCACACAACAGACUGUGACGAGUGUAGCUUCCCUGUGCUCAGGCACUCCCAACAGAAUCAGGUUCUCAUAUUAAACACUUGGGCCUCCUUUUUUGAAGACCCUUGCAAACAGGGGCUCUUCCCUUGGAUGCCUUUGGCUUCUAAGACAGGAGCCUGCAGACUUGCCAGCCAGUGGUCUGACAGCGUCUCUUGCACUGUCUCCAGUUAGCAUCUUUAGCACAAAAACAGCCAUAGCCAGUUGGUGCACAAAGACUGUAGCUGUGUCCCAAUAAAACUUUAUUUACAAAGUGGGCAUUGGCCUAGUUUGGCCCGUGACUCUGGUUUGCCGGCCUGCCUCAGUGUGUCCUUAUACUCUGAAACUGGAGUGUCUUCCAGAACAUAAGUAGAGAGAUGGCACAGUUUGCUCUUUAGGAGCAGCAGACUGACUUUAUUUUUUGUUUUGUUUUACUUUUCCCGAGAUAGGGUUUCUUUGUAUAACAGCCUUGGAUGCCCUGGAACUCACUCUGUAGAUCAGGCUGCCCCUGAACUCACAGAGAUCUGCCUGCCUCUGCCUCUUGAGUGUUGGGAUCAAAGGCGUGCGCCCUCACCGGCCGGCUCCAGACCGACUCUUUAAGAGGUACUUGUGCUGAAUACACUCGUGAUCACUUUUACCUCGUGGUGAUGAUGGCUGUAGAGUGUCACCUGCCAUCAAUGCUAGGAAAGCUCCGCCCAGUGGUCAUGUUUUCUUUUCCUGGGUCGUGUGGCACUAGCUUGUUCCUGGGGUCUGAGAGGGCUCUCAUGCCCCAGCCUCCCUCUCCUGUGUCCUUAGAGCAGGGUGGUAGGCAGCGAUCUCGGCAGAGUGACCGGCCAAACUUCUGAAAGUCUUGCUCUCCAGAGUCUUAAUCUAGUGGAAGGGGAGACAGGAUUGCCUCACUGACACUCCACAGGCCUCGCCAGGUCAACUUUGUCCUCUGGCCUUCAGCCUGGCCCAACAGUGCAGACGCCCCGUCACCGAGGCUUUGAGAUCAUGAACACUUACCUGCAAAUCAUGACAGAUUCCUCCAGUUCACCAGCCCAGGAUGGACCUGAACUUGAGAAUUCCAGAACUCUGGCCUUGCCUUCAGUGGUGGUCCACUCCCAGCUGCUUCCCAGCGUGGGCAAAAGGUUGCUGGCUGCUGCUCCCUGGUCCUGCGGUGUGGAGGAGGUCCCUUCCUUCGCCCCUGCACCCUCUUGCUCCCUGCUCGGUAUCAAACCUCUUCAUGAUGGCGGAAGAUCUGGGAAGUGGAGGCCUGUGUUCACCCGGUGUCCUGUCUCUCCCUUCAGAUGUCACUGGUUCUGCCUCAGGCAUGCUUCCCACCAAGUGCCUUGUUCAUAAACGUGCUCUGAAGCCUGACACACCUCUGCCACCACCCACUGUCCCUGCAAGCCACCUCUGUUAAGCAGAAAGUUGUUCAUUUGUCUCCCAUUAAAUGGUGGGGGGACCGUGGGCCACUGGUUCUAAUCUUUCUCUCUGGCUUGGAGAGCUGUAUACUCCUAUUCCAUGGGCUCUGCUUGAAUGUGCAGGUGAUCGGUUUUACACAAAUCAUAUUUAUACCUUUUGUAUGCCAUAUAAAUAAAAAUAAUUUAUAUAAAAAAUAA
Peromyscus maniculatus bairdii (prairie deer mouse) is the source of this 3356-nucleotide messenger RNA. RefSeq names its product TUB like protein 3 (gene Tulp3). Lineage: Eukaryota; Metazoa; Chordata; Mammalia; Rodentia; Cricetidae. Gene Ontology annotation, cellular component: cilium. The record is from RefSeq and is a predicted model, not a curated record. Gene Ontology annotation, biological process: protein localization to cilium.